Messenger RNA from Naegleria gruberi, 2031 nucleotides. RefSeq lists its product as uncharacterized. Bases 1 to 2031 code for a protein of 676 amino acids. Gene Ontology annotation, biological process: autophagy; vesicle-mediated transport; endosomal vesicle fusion. The transcript is spliced from 2 exons. Gene Ontology annotation, cellular component: membrane; cytoplasm. The record is from RefSeq and is a predicted model, not a curated record. NCBI's taxonomy places the organism in Eukaryota, Heterolobosea, Eutetramitea, Acrasida, Naegleriidae.
AUGGUUGUUUAUGAUUAUAGAGAACAUACAGAAGUUGUAAGAGAAAUCAAAGUACCGGGCAAUGAUAAUGUUGUUGGAGUUGAAUGGAUGAAAAAAACAAUUUGUUUAGGAUUUAAAAGUAAACACGUAAUGCUUAAUUAUCAGACCGGAGAAGUUGAUGAAGAUUUACAAAAACUUCAAUUAACAAACAUUGUUUCGGAUGAAUAUAGCAUUUAUGGAUGUUUUGUUAAAAUUAUUGGAAUGACGUCAGGAAUUCAAUGGAAAGAAACUCCAUUAAUUGUGAGCAUUUGUUUCCCAUUCCUUUUGGGUAUAUCUAAAAACCAUAUUGAAGUAUAUAAUAUGUACGAGAAGAGAUUUGAUGAAACUCUUGAGAACAAUAAGGCAUUUAUGUCGUCAGAUCAUAUCCAAAAAGUUUUCACAGCAAACAAAGAUUCAGUUUAUUUACUAACCCCUAAGCCAAUUGAUCAACAUAUCAGUGAUUUAAUAGAUAAGAUGAGACUUCUUGAAGCUUUUGGUUUGUUUGAAAAGACAUUUCAAGGAACCAAGAAGGAAAAGGAAAGAAAACUUUAUAUUUAUGAGCAACAAGCCGGUUUUGCCUGUUUCUUUAGAACAAGAUUUAAGGAAGCUUUUGCCCACUUCAAUAAGAGUAGGAUUGAUCCCAGAGAAAUUCUCUUUUAUUUUAAAGACCUUGUCGAACCAACCUCGAUAUUUGUGAGCCAGAAAUCAAAAGGAGAUUUGAAAGAAAAGAUUUGGCUUAGAUUGGGUGAGAGCAGGUUGAAAGAGACUUCCACACCAACUAAUGGAGUGGAAGAAUCAAUAGAACUUUUAUCGGAGUUGGAGGAUGAAAAUCUUGUUUUGGAAUAUUCAACCUGGGUUUUUGAUAUGGAUGAGUCUGCAGCAAUACAGAUACUAACCUCUAAAUUAAGGAAAAACCAAUUUAACCCUCAUCGUAUCCUUUCAUUUUUAUCUGAUUAUCCAGCUGAUACAGAGAGAGCUUACCUGGAAUUCCUUAUUGCUGUUGAGAAAAAUUUAGAAGAAAAGUUCCACACAAAAUUGAUAAUCAAUUAUAUUGACACUGUUAUUUUAUUAAAACCAACCAAGUACCUUCCUUUUGGAGUAAGAUUGGAAGCAGGUAAAGAAACUGGAUUAUUGGGGUUAAUAAGAGGAAGAUUGAUUUUCAUGUUGGAGCAUACCAAUAGCUAUAACAAGUACAAAAUUUUAAGCAAGCUUCAAAAGACUAGUUUGCACGAGGAAACAUUAAUAUUGUACAGAAAAUUACAAAAUCACGAGGCUGCUCUCAAACUGUUGGUGCAUAGAAUCCAAGAUUUAGAAUGGGCUGAAAGAUAUUGCAUUGAUUGUUAUAAGCAAAUGUUAAAUGAACGUUCGAAAGUUGAAGAGAAUGAACUUCAAGAAAUGAUGAGGCAAAGAGUUCUUCAAUCUAGUGGCAUUCUCGAAGUGUCAGAGGAGAAGGAAAAACAAACCAACAAGAAAGCCAAUGACCUUGACUUACACAACCCACUGUUUGUUUCCUUGUUAAGAAUUUGCUUGUACCCAGAGACUGGAUUUCCGAAGAAUGAGAAUUUUGCUCUCCAUAUUCUGAAAACUCAAGCUAAGAACAUUGACCCAAUGAAAAUACUUUCGAUACUCCCAGAAGAUAUUAAUCUUGCAAAGGUGUCAGAUUUCAUACGACAAGCUAUGCAGACCUCCAUUGAUGUUGGAAGACACACUCAAGUGGUUUACAACAUGAGCAAGAUAAGACAUGUGCAAAGUAAAGUAGAUUUGGCAAAGGGAGUUUCAAGAAAGGUUCUUAUCAGCGAAGAAGACUGCCGAUGUGCAGCCUGUGACAAAUCUAUUGAUGCUUGCUCUGUCUUUGUUGUACUUCCCGAUAUGUCAAUUGUUCAUUUCAAAUGUGUGAAUAAGCAUUCAAUUAAUACUCAUCCAGUAACGGGAAGAAACUUUAAAAAUUUCCCAGUUAAUUUUGAUGAACAAAUAUCUGAGGCAACAAUUUUGAAUCCACCUUAUACAAUGUAA